Leptonychotes weddellii (Weddell seal) is the source of this 1426-nucleotide messenger RNA. It is a transcript of the gene DHPS, whose product is annotated as deoxyhypusine synthase. The record is from RefSeq and is a predicted model, not a curated record. Gene Ontology annotation, biological process: peptidyl-hypusine biosynthetic process. Gene Ontology annotation, cellular component: cytoplasm. Gene Ontology annotation, molecular function: deoxyhypusine synthase activity. NCBI's taxonomy places the organism in Eukaryota, Metazoa, Chordata, Mammalia, Carnivora, Phocidae.
GAGGGUCAUGUGACGAAGCAACUUCCCGUCCCCUUCUGCAGGUUUUCCCGAGCCCUACUUCCUGCACUGUCGUACAGAAGCGCGUGCCGAGGCUUAGUGCGUUUGGAGGCCGCUGGACGCCUGGCCUGGGGCGGCUGUGAUCUGGGAGUGCGGCCGCUGGAACAUGGAGGGUCCUCCGGAGGGGAAGGCACCCGCGGCGGCGCUGGCCGCUGUGCUGAAGCACAGCUCGGCGCUGCCCUCCGAGAGCUCCCAAGUCCGAGGCUACGACUUCAACCGCGGCGUGGACUACCGUGCGCUACUGGAGGCCUUCGGCACCACUGGCUUCCAGGCCACCAACUUCGGGCGCGCAGUGCAGCAAGUCAACGCCAUGAUAGAGAAGAAACUAGAACCGCUGUCGCAGGAUGAAGACCACCAUGCAGACCUGACCAAGAGCCACCGCCCACUUACUGGCUGCACCAUCUUUCUGGGCUACACAUCCAAUCUCAUCAGUUCAGGCAUCCGUGAGACCAUCCGUUACCUCGUGCAGCACAACAUGGUGGACGUCUUAGUGACCACAGCUGGCGGUGUGGAGGAAGAUUUUAUCAAGUGCCUGGCACCCACGUACCUGGGCGAUUUCAGUCUCAGGGGGAAGGAGCUACGUGAGAACGGGAUCAACAGGAUUGGAAACUUACUGGUGCCCAAUGACAAUUACUGCAAGUUUGAGGACUGGUUGAUGCCCAUUCUGGACCAGAUGGUGCUGGAGCAGAACACGGAGGGUGUGAAGUGGACACCUUCCAAGAUGAUUGCCCGCCUGGGCAAGGAGAUCAACAACCCAGAAUCAGUGUAUUACUGGGCCCAGAAGAACCACAUCCCUGUGUUGAGCCCAGCGCUCACUGACGGCUCCCUGGGUGACAUGAUCUUCUUCCAUUCCUACAAGAACCCCGGCCUGGUCCUGGACAUCGUCGAGGACCUGCGGCUCAUCAACACACAGGCCAUCUUUGCCAAGAGCACUGGCAUGAUCAUCCUGGGCGGGGGUUUGGUCAAGCAUCAUAUUGCCAACGCCAACCUCAUGGUGAGUGGGGACAGAGUACCUGGCCGGACGAAGCAGUGUCUUGGGGCAAGAUCCGGGUGGAUGCCCAGCCUGUCAAGGUCUAUGCCGACGCCUCCCUGGUCUUCCCCCUGCUUGUGGCUGAAACCUUUGCCCAGAGGAGAGAUGCCUUCGUGCCUGAGAAGAAUGACGACUGAGUGGCUACGGUUCCAGGGAAGUCCCCCCUCGCCUCUAUUUAUUAGCUUGCACACCCAACCCCUCCCUCCCUCCUUGAUCAGCCUCGUGUCUAGAAUAAAUGGUCUCCGUGAUCCUGCUGAGUCUGUGUCCGUGUCCUUGGCGGCAGUGGGUCCCCACCUUCAGCUGGUGCCACCCUCAGCCUCAUAAGCCUCCUCCCGCCAG